AUGAUCCACCAGAUGGCACCAUGGGUGCCCCAAUUCAUACAGUCGUGCAAAAACCAUACACAAGCGUUCACGCCGUUUUAUUUUGCCACACUGGACACGCAAACGAGUCGGCCUCGCUGUCGCACAGUCGUUUUCCGGGACUUUUUGUUCCACGACAAGAGAAAUAAUGUUCUGACGUUCACAACGGAUAUGCGUGGGGACAAAGUCAAGGAAAUUACAGAGACUGGGUCGAUUACAGCGCCCUUUGAAGCCUGCUUUUACUUCCCGUCUACGUGGGAACAGUAUCGAUUCAGUGGACACUGUUUCGUGGUGUCACGCAAUUCUGUGCCACCGCUCUCAGAGACAUACAACGACACCGCACCCGAUACAGUCGGGUACCCGAUCUUGUCACCGGGUGUCUACGGUGAUGCCCAGGAACCGCACCACCACGAGUCUAUCGUUUCAGACGAAGACAACGACAACGACCAAAACGCGAGUCGGCUUCGUUCUGCGCUCUCACGCACUUCUACGCGCAGUUCCGCAGGAUCCGAAACACACGCUAUGUUGACACCAGAGGACUAUCGCCCUCCCACUGUGCGCGAGUGGCAGCAGGAGUUGUCACGCCAAUGGAUCGAUGUGUCACGUUCUACGAAAGCCCAAUUUCGCAAGCCUGAUCCGGGUACACCAAUCACCUCAGAAACGACUCGUCAACUCGACAAGAUCCAGCGUGGCGUCGACGGUGCCAACGAAGACGCCGGGUUCGACAAUUUCGGUUUGGUUUGUCUGUGCGUCGACGAAGUCGACUAUCUAAACCUGAAAGACGGCCGCGGCGGAGAGCGCUGGAAAUUUCAUCGCCAUACGGAACCCGAUACCGGUCUGGAUACCUGGGAAGAAGAAGAAGUGUGUCCCUAG
Molecule: messenger RNA, 891 nt
Organism: Lachancea mirantina
Lineage: Eukaryota; Fungi; Ascomycota; Saccharomycetes; Saccharomycetales; Saccharomycetaceae
Source: the annotation of a GenBank genome assembly